Molecule: messenger RNA, 1018 nt
Organism: Cannabis sativa
Lineage: Eukaryota; Viridiplantae; Streptophyta; Magnoliopsida; Rosales; Cannabaceae
Product: early nodulin-like protein 8
Exons: 2
Coding region: 195-794 (199 amino acids)
Cellular component (GO): plasma membrane
Molecular function (GO): electron transfer activity
Source: RefSeq, a predicted model, not a curated record
UAAAAGAAGGGUAUUUAAGUAAAAUUACCCUUUAUGCCAUCUGUCUAUAGAAACAAAAGGCCAUUAAUUUAAGAUUGCUAGUAGUGACUCUUUUAGUACUCCUCAUACUUCUUUGAAUCACUUCAAAAUUUCAUAUUUCAGAGGAAAAAAGGGAAAAGAAAAAGGAAACCUUAAGGAAGCUUUGAGGAACAAUAAUGGCCAUUUUUAGGACUUGUACUACUACUACUACUUGUCCUACAUAUCAACUCUUAUUGGCUUCUCUUUUGCUCACAUUAUUAUUUCAAGCUAAUAAAGUCUUGUGUUCUAAGUACAAAGUUGGAGAUUUAGAUUCUUGGGGAAUACCCACUUCAGCAAAUCCACAAGUCUAUGUCAAAUGGUCAAAAUACCACACUUUCAAGAAUGGAGAUUCUCUAUUGUUUUUGUACCCACCAAGUCAAGAUUCAGUGAUUCAAGUCAGCAAACAAUCCUACAACAGCUGCAACCUUAAAGAUCCAAUUUUGUACAUGGACAAUGGAAAUUCUUUGUUUAACAUAACUUCAGAAGGAGAAUACUUCUUUACAAGUGGAAAGCCUGGUCAUUGUGAAAAGAAGCAAAAGCUUUACAUUUUGGUUGGGAAUGGCACUGCCACAGCAUUCUCUCCCUCUUAUGGUCCCUCUGCAUCAGACUCUGCUGCACCUUCAUAUCAAACAGCCUUUGGCACCAUCCCAGCUCCACCUUCUUCAUCAUCUUCAUUGAGUUUUUCACUUUCCAUGGCUGUUUGUAUUGGAUUUUUGGUACUUUGCAAUAUUUGGUAAAACCAUAUGAAAACUACACCCCUUAUAUUUCUGUUUUGGGUAAUUUUGAUAUUGAUAUUGGUUUAUGUGAAAUUAUUGGUUUUGUAAUUCUUUAUUGGGGAUAAAAAGGAAAGAUUUUGUAUUUGUAUUGACAAAGAUUGAAGCUUGAAUUGAGUUUUACAAAGUUGUUGUAUAAAGUUUUGGAAAUUUAUGUAUUAAACCCUUAUACUUAAAGGGUUGUUAUG